Pogoniulus pusillus (Red-fronted tinkerbird) is the source of this 563-nucleotide messenger RNA. It is a transcript of the gene SMKR1, whose product is annotated as small lysine rich protein 1. Lineage: Eukaryota; Metazoa; Chordata; Aves; Piciformes; Lybiidae. The transcript has 3 exons. Bases 1 to 336 code for a protein of 111 amino acids. The record is from RefSeq and is a predicted model, not a curated record.
AUGGGAGCUGAGUCCAGGAAGCCUCGGCCGGGGCCGGGACCAGGACCGGGACCGGGACCAGGAGCGGCACCAGCGGCCAGAUUCGAGGCCGCCACAAGCAGCGCCAAGGCAGGUAAAAGUAGCAAGCCUAAGGGUGGCAAAGGCAAAAAAUCCAAGAAGAAAGCCAAGAAGGUGGUGAAGGAGGUGAAGGAGGUAGACAUCCUCAGCCCAGCUGCCAUGCUUAAUGCCUACUACAUCUGUCACAAUGCUCCUGCCUGCCUGGAGCUGCGAGGCUUUUCCUGGCCUGGCUCCCCCAAAAAGAAGGGGAAGAAAAAAACCCCAGGGGCCCAAAAGUGAAGGACUUGGUGCAAAGCAAACUCUGGGAGAGAAGAGACUCUUCUGUGGCUUAGACUCGCGGUGACCUCGCCAAUAUUCUUCUGCUGGCUGUUGUGUCCUUACAAAGCCUCUCCUGUUAGAGCUCAAGCAGAGAGUGACAAAUGGUAAGUGACACUAUGCCAUUGUCAUUUCAGCUGUGGCCCCUCGUGUCCUCCGUUUGUGUGUGUAAUAAACCACUGCAGACUGAA